UGUGUGCAGUGCUGGACUUGCACCGUUGAACGAUGUGGACACCAGCUACGAAAUGAAUUCAAACAGCAGCUAUGUGAUGAAUGCCAGUGGUGCGGACACAUCGAGCCCGAGUAAAAAGCGAAAGUUGUCGAGCCAAGAUUUGCCCGGUCCUUCGUCGUACAAAUCAAGUGAUACACCCAUGUCGGAAUUUUAUCAAUCAUUACUCGAAUCAUCGUACCAAGAUGACUUGAACACAACUUCACAACUGAGCGAGGAAGAGAUGAUACAUAAGGCACUACAAAUGUCCCGGCUUGAGUUUAUGCAAUCGAAGGCAAUUUAAAUCAAAUCCUUCAAUUCACCAAACCUAAGGGAAAUUUGUCAUCGCAUAGCAUUCGCCCUACACAAAACACAUCAAAAAAGGACAGCACCAACUUCAAACAGCUGCCUCACUAACAUGAAAUAAAUGAAUAAUAUAAAUAUUAGUCUAAAUAUUAAUGGUAACUCUAUUGAAGAGAGAGAAAAUGAAACACACCGAGAAUGAGAGAUAAAGUUUAAAAAUAAGAUAGAGAGAGAGAGAAAAAAAUCAACUUCUUCCACACAAAAAAACGCUGAAAUAAAAAGAAACAAAAAUACGAAAAAAUGAACAAGCAAACAUUAGCUAUUUUAUCGGGAAGUAAGAAUGUACAGAGAAACAUAAAAAUUCUGACGAAGCAAAAGAAAUUUAUUUUGUAAAUCAAACGAAAGUUUAAAGCGCGAUGCCAGAAAUUUAUCCACACAAUAUCUUUUCGUAUAAUUUUUUUUUUUAAUUUCGUUCACAAAGUUUGGAAAAUAUCGCUUAUUUUUUAUGUUUCACGUAACGAAAAAAAAGCGAAAAUCCAAAUCUGAAUAUUUCCACAUUUCGAUCCACAAAUCGAUGAAUUUAAAACAAAAAAAAAACAGAACAAAUUAAAAAGCUAUGAUAUUUGAUCAGUAUGCAUCGGCAAACUAGAUGUGUUCGUGAAUCAUUUUUGUUUUCGGUCGUUUUUGUUUCACUUCUCAUUUUCAUUUAGGUUGGGUUUAAAAAUUAAAUUUGAAGCCACAAUAAAAAUGUGUUUAAUCAUCAGGAUGGAAACUAAUCUUAACGGAAAAUAAAUUGUGCAUUUUCGUUGGUAAUGAAAACAACAGAAAAAAAACCACCAGCAAACGCAUUAGCUAUCAUUUGUACAUUUGGAUUUAGUGGCGGGCGAUAAGAAGCAGGAAAAAAGACAUUCGUUUUAUCGGGGAUGGCUUGGAUAUGCAAUCUGAGGCGGAAGUGUAAGUAUUUUCUCUUAAAUGUCGUUUCUUCAGUAUGACCAUCACCGAAACGGCCGACGAAGUAAGCAAGCGACCAUCCAACCAACCAAACAAGCAAGGAAACAUGUAAACAUCAUGGGCAAAAACGAAAAUCAUCCGCUUGCAACAAAUGGGCUAAUAAAAUACACCCGUUUAUAAAUCUUUUUGAUGUUUUUUUGUAUUCCUUCUUUUCUCAUUCCACGCUUGUAAUCGCAUUCCUUAUCUGUGUUUAAGCACGCACAAAACAAGACAAUCUAUGCCCACCACCACCCCUGGUGCUACACAUAAAUAAGAAACGGAAUGAAAUAUACACACAAAUAUAUGUAGAUUUGAAACAUGGAGCAGCAGCAGCAGCAGCAGCAGCAGCAGCGGCAGCAGGAAUGUUUCUCAGUCUCGUCGAAAUGUGAAAAGUCAAAAUAUCCGUGUAUGCAUUAGUUAUGCGCAUGCCAAACAGCUAUCCAUGUCCUCCAAUAUAAUGUGAUACACAUACACACAUACACACAUCCGGACCCUUUCGAAGUGCUGAUAAAACCCAUGUGUACACACAUUCGCUGGUUGUGUUUGUUGGUCGAUGUUGUCGUGGUGUUGGUGUGGAUUUUCCGUGCUUUAAAUGCUCCCCAAACGAAUUGCAUAUCGGUUUUGGGCUAAAGCUGUAUAGGUAUUACACGAACAACAACAACAACGACAACAGCGUUGAAGCAUAAACAUCAGUUUUUGGCUUGGUUUGGAAAAUUUUCGAAGCAGGAAAAUUCUGUGUGUGACGACGACAACGGUGUGUGCUAAGCUACUCUCCCACAAACGAAACGGGGGCCUCUUGUCGAAAUCUCACUGUGGGAUUCAUUUUUUAUCGUGGCCAAUAUUAAAAACAAAAAUUUCCACUCUUUUUCAUUAUUGUUGCCACUGAAUCGAAUGAGGAAACUCAACAUAUCAAAAUAUCAAACGUUGAUGGUAUUGUAAACAUGAUAAAAUAAGUGAUUUGUGUUUUAUUUUUUCUUCGAACGAAUUGAGUGUAUAUUGUGAUUUUCAUUCCAAACUCUUUUUUCUUUUCGUUCGUGUUGUUCAUCAAGUUUUUUCCCCUCUGUGUACCCAAGUCGUUCGCUGUCAAGUUGAAUGUGUUGCGCAAAAUAAUUGUUUCAACGCACAAAAGAAUUCUCGUUCAGCCGAUGAUUUUCUUUUGAAUAUCGACAACAACAACCACAAAUGCAGCGAGCACUUUUUGCACAAAAGCAUAAGAAACAAUUGGAAUUUAAAGUGCGUUGACGUCGAAAAAGAACCAAUAAAUUGAAACACAGAGAUUGAGAGAGAAAGAGUGAGAAAAAAGCAAUUUUAAGCAGCCGAAUUAAGGCUGCACAGGAAAUGUGACAGGAAGGAGAGCAUGAAGAGAAAACUAAGAUCGAAAUUUUAUGCAAAUCAUUAAAUGCAUUGAUUUUCAUUUUUGACAUUAAUUCAUAAACGUAAAACGAACGGGAAAACAUUUGGUUUUCUUCCAAUGCGUCGAAUGCAAAUGAGUGAAUAAAGUUUUAGUCUUUGCGGACAAAAAGAGAGAAACUAAAUUAAUUUAUUAUCGGAGCAUAUCCAAAAAACGACUGAUUUUACAUACAGAAACCAUCUACGUAAGCGCGCAUAGAGCGAAAAGUUAAAAAAAAAGUAAUACGAAGAAAAAUCAACAGAACACACAGUGAUAGAACGUGUCAUAGGCAGACAAACAAUUGUGUUGAUUGACGACACAAGUGCGUUUGGCUGAAGGAAAAAGCCAUCAAGAAAUACAUUCGGACGAAAGAGAAAUUGUCUCAAAAUUGCAUAGCAGCAAACAUGUUCAACCAAAUGUUUGGUUUGAUUGGCCGAAAAUUGUCCGCACAUCUAUUGACGACGUGCAUUUUUUUUAUACUAAUCCUCGUUGUGUUGAUCGGGGGUGCAAUCCAAGUGAUAUCGUCAUUGGCAUUUAGUGCAUAUGUAGAAAAUAGUCCACGCGAAUCGUCAUCAUCAACACGAAAUUCAGCCGUUUCGUCCACAUCCGAACCGCUGUCACUGAUGCUUGACGGUGAAACGGACACCGUGUUCGGUGCUGCGUUACGAUUCAACAAGAGCGCCAGCAAUGGAUAUGUAAAUCCGAGUAAAUCACAAAACGGAAUUUAUGCAUCAAUGAAAAAUGAUCGCGAUAAAUCGAAUGCGGCUCGCAACAGUUUUUCGAAUACAAAAAUCUUGUACAAGGCAUAUAAUGGAUUGAGCGGUGGUGUGGAUGUGAUGGAUAAAUCAUCAGCAUCAUCAUCAUCAUCGGCCACAGCCUCAUCGUCGUCGUCAUCAUCGUCGGCCAAUGGCAAAUCGAGAACAAUCAAUUCAACGGUAUACAAAAGUGUGACACCAUCGAUAACCGAUCGUGUGAUUGCCGAUUUAAAGAAGGAAGAAUAUUUGAAUCAGCAACGAUCGAAGCUGGGCAUUGAUGGUGAUGGCAUCGAAGUGGGCGAAAAUGAUGAAGCCAUUUACAUUGAUGGUGAUGAUGAAGAGGAAGCAAAUACACCGAGCAGCACCAUCACGGAAAUUGAGACAAGUAUCGAAAAAUUACCCGAUGAUUCGAUGUCCGAAUUGAAAUCCAACUCGGCAACCGCUGACAAUGCAAAACAAAAGAAGGUACCACAAACAAUUGUCGGCUUUGUCGAUAUUAGCGAUACGGAUAGCAGUGAAGCAGUAGAUAUAGAUGAUGAAGAUUAUGAUGAUUAUUUUAACAGCGGCAGCGGUGAUUUUAGCAUUACGGACUGGGUUGCGACGACAAUUGAAAAAAUCAAAGCCAAAAAGCUCAACAAGCAAGAGCGCAUUCUAAAAAGUUUCGCCGACAAUUCGUAUGGGAUGGGUGAUAGUAGCCAGGAAAUGGACGUUGAAGACGAUCAAAAUAGUUAUUCGGGAUACAACAGUGGUGACGAGCAUCAUGGCCAAAAGUACGAUCUAACACCAGAAAAAUGGGAAGAGCGCGAUAAAUUGUUUGUUAAAACGAUGAACGAUCGCGGUUUUGUCAUCGAACAAAUUGUCGAGGAUGGUAAAUGAGGGCAAAAUAUUUAACAAAAUUUAUUAAUUUCGAAAUUUCGAUUAGACUAAAAUCGAUCGAAAAAAAAACACGAUUUCAUUUAUAACUCACCGCCUGUGGUACUUGAGGUGAUAGUUGAAUUGCUUUGG
This is a messenger RNA of Sitodiplosis mosellana (orange wheat blossom midge), 4458 nucleotides long. RefSeq lists its product as uncharacterized. The transcript is spliced from 2 exons. The record is from RefSeq and is a predicted model, not a curated record. The coding region runs from base 3103 to 4329 and encodes 408 amino acids. NCBI's taxonomy places the organism in Eukaryota, Metazoa, Arthropoda, Insecta, Diptera, Cecidomyiidae.